AUGGCCGACGAGGCACCGCCUUCGCCUGUGAGCCUUAGCAGACCUCUUCGUUGCAUCGUCAAACUUGGUGGAUCUGCAGUUACCCAUAAAGAUGUGCUGGAGCACAUAAAUGACAAAGAUCUUGCUGCAGUUGCAUCACAGUUGAGGGAGGUCAUAAUGCAUUCUACUGCAAGGGGGUACACGAUGGAUUGGAGCAAGCAGUCGGGGAUCCCUCCAACUAUUCCUGCAGAUAUUGCAGAUCAAGUUUUGAGUUCGAGUGCUUUCAUUGUGGUUCAUGGAGCAUGGUCCUUUGGGCACUUCCAGGCAAGUAGAGCUGGAGUUCACAGAGGUGGAUUGCAUUUACCUCUUGUAACUGCUGGUUUUGUGGCAACAAGAAUAUCUGUUUAUUUGAUCAUGCCUCUGGUGACAGCACUCAAUCUUGAGAUUGUGAGGGCACUUGCAAAAGUUUGCAGUGCACGAGCUUAG
This is a messenger RNA of Nymphaea colorata (pocket water lily), 465 nucleotides long. Its product is annotated as isopentenyl phosphate kinase. The transcript is spliced from 6 exons. The record is from RefSeq and is a predicted model, not a curated record. NCBI's taxonomy places the organism in Eukaryota, Viridiplantae, Streptophyta, Magnoliopsida, Nymphaeales, Nymphaeaceae. Bases 1 to 465 code for a protein of 154 amino acids. Gene Ontology annotation, cellular component: cytosol.